UUCUGUUUUAAUGUUACAUCUGCUUGGAGAUUACUUGCCGAACCGAGCGAGUUAUUCGGUACCGAGCGAUUCGAAUAUCAGCGGAGUUCAGAGCCUGAUGACUUUGGACUGUGUGGCCAGUGACCGUGUGGUCAAAAACUUUCUGGCUCUGUGUGCAGACCUACAAAGUUUGAUAGAUUUUAAACAUGAAUAUCUUCGUCUUACUUGCCAAGAUUUUCUGGACUAUCCUAGAGGCCUUUGUGUUAAAGUUUGUCCCAGAGAAAAGGAAGAGUGUGCGGGGUGAGGUGGUGUUGGUGACCGGGGCGGCUCACGGGGUGGGGCGGUGCCUGGCUCUGGAGUUCGGCCGGCUGGGCGCCACCGUGGUGCUGUGGGACAUCAAUCGGGACGGGAAUGAAGCUACUGCAGAGCAGGUCCGCGAGGAAGGCGGCACGGCCCGAGCCUACCAGUGUGACUGUAGCAAAAGGGAGGAAAUACAGAGGGUGGCACAGCAGGUGAAAGAAGAGGUAGGUGAUGUGACCAUCCUGUUCAACAAUGCAGGUGUGAUGAUCACGGGCUCUGUGCUGGACCUGACAGAUGACCAGAUCGAGAGGACCUUCCAAGUCAAUGUCCUUGCACAUUUCUGGAUGCAGUCUACGCGUUGUACCGACAUGUAUAACGACAUAGUGAGGGAGAUGCACCGUGUCGUGGAAGCUCUGCCUGACACAACUCCUCUGGUGUCCAAGCCGCUGCAGCUUCUUCCAGACGAUUCAGAACAGACAGCGUUCCGGAAACUGAAGAGUUUAUGUCAUCAGCUCAAGAGGGUGAAUCCGGAGGGGCUUGUGUCGGGGACGGAUGCAGGCCCAUCGUCCGGACCUCGUCCCCGCAAAUCGCCCCGCCGUGGUCCGCCAGGUGACCGCCCUCUGUCCCUGUCCGGCCUCAGCCUGGACAGCGGGCUGCCCACACCGAUGGACAUUCCCGCCACUGGACACGGGUCUGUUCCUCUCUGUAUACCGGACAAUCUGGAGUGGGACCCCACAAACAACCGACUUGUAGCAAUCCUCGGUGUGGAGCGGGGAGGGCUGAAACUGUGUGAGGAGGCCCUGUCCAUCCUCAGAGCCAUCAAGGGUCCGGUGUGCCCGGUGUGCAUUGUGGGACGGUGCCGCACGGGGAAGUCCUACCUGCUGAGUCAGCUGCAGGGAGGCCGCUUCCGGCUGGGCAACAAGAUGGACAGGGAAACACUCGGAAUCUGGAUGGGUUCUCAGCCGUUCCAGCACACCCUGGCUGACGGGCGGCAGGUGACCGUGGUGCUGCUGGACACGGAGGGGAUGGAGGCGCACGACGCCAAGGAAAACACGGACAACCAGAUCUUCUCUCUCAGCGUGCUGCUCGGAUCACUACUCAUCUACAACACCAAGAGCGUGCCGCACAGCCACGACCUACAGAGUCUACACUACAUCGGAAACUUGUCCAAGAGUAUCCAGGUGCGCAGUAGCCGCGGCACGUCUGCGGAGGAGAUCCGGCGUGUGAGCGACUGUCUGCCGCAGUUCUUCUGGCUGCUGCGGGACGUGGAUCUGGAGAUCACCGACAGGAAGGGGCAGAGGUGCAGCAUGAAGACGUACUUGCUGGAGAAAGUGCUGAAAGCAGACGAUAGUUUUGAUGACGACGUGGCAGACCAGAAUCGAGUCAGAAAGUCCAUCUUGACAUUUUUCUCCGAUUUCGACGCCUUCGCCCUUCCUCCACCUUCAGCUGAUACAGAGGUUAUCCAGAACAUGGAGGACCCACGCUACGCCUCGUAUGUGACCAGCGCCUUCCACCAGGGCAUGGCCAGGGUCAAGAAGGAGAUCGUCGGGAAGUUCGCUCCCAAGACAAACCUCGCGGGAAACAUCAUCAACGGAGACCAACUUGCCGACUUGUUGCAGUGUUACGUGCGGGCCAUCAACACCCCGGGAACCGUACCCAACAUGGAGGACUCGUGGACACAGACGCUACAGUUGACCUACCAGCGGGCUGUGGAAGGUGCAGUGAAGAUUUAUGAGGAUGAGAUGAAGGCCCUGUCCCGCAGACUACCGUGUGACGAGCAGGAGUUACUGGGACAUCAUCAGUUCUACUUUGAGAUGGCACUGGACGGGUUCCGAGUUGACACCGAGCUAGACUGUGACUCCGCGCUCAUGCAGGAGAACAUGAAGGAACUGGAGGAUCGCUGUGCGUCCUUUGAUGACGGCGGCCGUUGUUCGGGUGGUAUUCUGUACCAGUAUUUGUGUGAGAAUGAAGCCAAGUCUGAGGAGCACUGCAGGGAGAUGAAGAACCUGCUGAUGGAAGCACACGUCCAGCCGGUCCUGGACAGCCUGAGUGCAAACACACAAUAUGGUGACGUCAUGAGGGCUGUGGAAGCGGCUGACCAAAUGUACUGGGAGAUGGCGGCAGGACCUAAAGCCAAUGACGUGUACAAUGAAUUUAUGAAGGAGCUGCAGGAACACCGUGACCGGGUGGAGCACACCCUGAGUCAGCUGAAGGACUACGACAGGCGGCUGGAGGAGGAGAGGGUCAGGGACCAGCAGAACAGGGUCAUCAUCAGGGAACAGGAGGAGGAGACGGAGCGGCUGCUCCAACAGAUGCAGCAGCAGAAGGAGCAAGACUUGGCUAAGGUCAAGGCCAUGGAGGAGGCGAACCGGCAGCGGCUGCAGCAGCUGAGCCGGGAGCACCAGGAGGCCAGCCGGCGGCAGACUGAGAGGUUGGAGCGGGACCACUCCUCACGGAUGUCUGCCUUCAAGAAACAACAGGAGGAGCAGUUCCGGAGGACAACCGAGAGGCUGGAGAACGAGAAGCGGUCGCUAGAGGGCACUAUGCAGAGCCUUCGAAACCAGCAGCAGCAGCUGCAAAACCAAGUCUCGGAGCUGAGAAACAGACCUCCUACUGUGGUUCACAAGAGGAGUGGUGGCGGCGGUUGCGUGGUGAUGUAAUUUCCGACGGCACUGAUGUCCUCAAAUCAACACACAAAACACACAAAAACGGAAUUUAUAUUUGUCUCUCUCUACUGCAAAUUGUGAUGAUGAAUGGAUGUUUCACUAUGGGGAGAUGUAUGAAGCGUGGGUCUUUUGUUUGAGACAUGGCAGAAACGGUGUAAAGUAGUCCGAUGUACGGAAAUGUCCCCCGUGGACACACACGUGAGGUCUUUUUUUGUUUACAUGUAGUAGGGAAAGGUCUUACAAUGGCACAGCUGUUCCUCUCAUUCACCAGCCUAACUUUAGAUAAAGGAACAUUACUGAUAUCCAAUAGUGAUAACAUGAAGUUUUAGAACUAUUCUCCCAGGUCAACAUUUUAUGAACAGAAUACGGCAGUCUUAAUGUCUCUGAAAUCUGUAACGAACGAAGG
Molecule: messenger RNA, 3351 nt
Organism: Branchiostoma belcheri (Belcher's lancelet)
Lineage: Eukaryota; Metazoa; Chordata; Leptocardii; Amphioxiformes; Branchiostomatidae
Product: guanylate-binding protein 4-like
Exons: 18
Coding region: 186-2939 (917 amino acids)
Molecular function (GO): GTPase activity; GTP binding
Source: RefSeq, a predicted model, not a curated record